AUGUGGGGGAGUAAAUAUUAUAUAAGCAAUUUGAGGAGUAAAAGAAAUUUUAUUUUUUAUCAACAGAUUUAUAAAAAUAUAAUUUUAAAUAAUGACAAAAAAAAAGUUUGCCAGUUUUAUUAUAGUAAUGAAAUAAAUAGGGACAGAAAUGAAGUAGCAAUGAAAGAUAGCAUAAGAAAUACAAAUAUAGAAAGUGUAGAAAAAAUGGAUAACCAAGUUCGAAAAAAAAAUGAAAUAAAAUUUAUUAGUGUGAAAAGUUUUAGCUUAAGUAUCAUUUGUUUUGUUGCAACAUUAUUUUUUUAUUGUACACUUCAAAAAGUUCCCGAAGGUUAUAUUUGCUUAUUAGAAAAUAAAGAAGAUAAAACAGUUUUACCAUAUAUAUAUGACGACUUAAUGACAUUUUUUUUUAACCCUCUAAAAUAUAAUGUUAUAUUUAUGAGAAUUAUUCCUAUUCAUAAAAAAUAUACAAAUAUAUAUGAAACAGUUGAUAAAAAAAAAGUUAAAGUGAAAUUAGAAAUAAAACUUAAACCUAAAAUUUCAUUCAUUAGAGAAAUAUAUAGUUCCUUUGGUAUAAAUUAUAGUACAAAUUUUAUAAAAAAAGAAUUAGAUAUAGAUAUAAAAAAUGUUAUAAAAGAUUAUAAACUUGAUACACUUAUAAAUUUAAAUAAAAAUAUGUCGUAUCAAACUAACGAAAUUACUGCAGAUGAUGUUAUUGAUAAUAUUGUCGAUAGAUUUUAUGAUACCUCUAUUUUUUAUAAAAUAGUUAUACUCGAUGUUUUAUUAACGUUUGACCCAGUAAACGAAGAAAAUUAA
This is a messenger RNA of Plasmodium vinckei vinckei, 813 nucleotides long. Its product is annotated as prohibitin-like protein, putative. The record is from RefSeq and is a predicted model, not a curated record. The transcript has a single exon. Bases 1 to 813 code for a protein of 270 amino acids. Lineage: Eukaryota; Apicomplexa; Aconoidasida; Haemosporida; Plasmodiidae.